GGUGACGCUUCUACUCAUUGUUCAGCGGAGCGUCGACGCAGCGCGAGAGACAGUCUGUGGAGCCGACACGAACCUGGAGUAAUCUGCAACCUCCCUUUAAACUGCGAAAAGGACGGUUCCCCCUGCUGUUUGGUUCUGAGACUGCAGGAGACGCUAUGGCAAUGUCAAUGGAAUCCGAUGGGAGGAUGAAGGUGGAGGAGUGGCAGCACUCGUACCACGGCGACUCGGGCAUCCAGUCGGGGGCCAACACGGUGCGAGAGGACGACGGAGAGUACGGCACCUCCAAGUACACCACCGUCACCACGACAACCGUCUCCGGCGAGUACCCAGAAGACCUGGACGCCCAGUACACCCUGACCCGCGCCCAGCGUGUGCGUAACGCCAUGUUCCCCGAGACCCUGGCCGAGGGGACCACCAUCCUGUCCACGCAGACGGACUCCACCCAAAUGACCAACGUGCAGAAGCUGGCGGAGCCGUCCCAGAUGCUGAAGGUGGCCAUCAUCCACCUCAUCAACUACCAGGACGACGCGGAGCUGGCCACCCGGGCCGUGCCCGAGCUCACCAAGCUGCUCAACGACGAGGACCAGGUGGUGGUCAGCAAGGCAGCGCUGAUCGUGAACCAGCUGACCCGCAAGGAGGCGUCUCGCCGCGUGCUGAUGCAGUCGCCCCAGGUGGUGGCGGCCGUGGUGCGCGCCAUGCAGAACACCAGCGACAUGGAGACGGCCAGGGCCACGGCCAGCAUCCUGCACAACCUGUCCCACCAGCGUGAGGGGCUGCUCGCCAUCUUCAAGUCAGGGGGGAUCCCCGCCCUGGUCCGCAUGCUCAGCUCCCCCAUGGAGUCGGUGCUGUUCUACGCCAUCACCACUCUGCACAACCUGCUGCUGCACCAGGAGGGCGCCAAGAUGGCGGUGCGCCUCGCCGACGGGCUGCAGAGGAUGGUCCCGCUGCUCAAGAAGAGCAACCCCAAGUUCCUGGCCAUCACCACCGACUGCCUGCAGCUGCUGUCCUACGGCAACCAGGAGAGCAAGCUGAUCAUCCUGGCCAACAACGGCCCUGAGGGUCUGGUUCACAUCAUGAGGAACUACAACUACGAGAAGCUGCUGUGGACCACCAGCCGCGUGCUCAAGGUCCUCUCCGUGUGCCCCAGCAACAAGCCCGCCAUUGUGGAAGCAGGUGGGAUGCAGGCCCUGGGGAAGCACCUGACCGGUAGCAGCCAGCGGCUGAUGCAGAACUGUCUGUGGACCCUCAGGAACCUGUCAGACGCUGCCACCAAGCAGGAGGGUAUGGACGGGCUCCUCCAGGUCCUCGUGGGCCUCCUGAGCUCUGACGACGUCAACAUGCUGACGUGCGCCACCGGCAUCCUGUCCAACCUCACCUGCAACAACGCCUACAACAAGACGCUGGUCACCCAGGGCAACGGCGUGGAGGCGCUGAUCCACGCCGUGCUGCGCGCCGGCGAGAAGGAGGACGUGACGGAGCCGGCGGUCUGCGCCCUGCGCCACCUCACCUCCCGCCAGCAGCAGGCCGAGACCGCGCAGCACGCCGUGCGCAUGCACUACGGCGUGCCCGCCAUCGUCAAGCUGCUCAACCAGCCCUACUACUGGCCCGUCAUCAAGGCGGUGGUGGGUCUGAUCCGUAACCUGGCUCUGUGCCCUGAGAACCAGACCCCUCUGAGGGACGCCGGGGCCAUCCCCCGGCUGGUCAACCUGCUGCUCAAAGCCCACCAGGACGCCCAGAAGAGGGGCUCCUCCAACCAGCAGACCUACCAGGACGGCGUCCGGAUGGAGGAGAUCGUGGAGGGCUGCACCGGAGCUCUGCACAUCAUGGCCCGCGACCCGGUGAACCGCGGGGAGAUCGCCAACAUGCAGACCAUCCCGCUGUUCGUCCAGCUCCUGUACUCGCCCGUGGACAACGUGAAGCGCGUGGCAGCGGGCAUCCUGUGCGAGCUGGCUCUGGACAAGCAGUCAGCCGACCUCAUCGACAAGGAGGGGGCCUCGUCCCCCCUGAUGGAGCUGCUGCACUCCAGCAACGAGGGCAUCGCCACCUACGCGGCCGCCGUCCUGUUCCGGAUCUCCGAGGACAAGAACACCGACUACAAGAAGCGCGUGUCCGUGGAGCUCACGCACUCCCUGUUCAGACACGACCCGGCCGCCUGGGAGAGGGCCCAUAACGCCGUGCCAAUGGACGCAGGCUACGCAGCUGACGAGCUGGACGUGGCAUACGGCGGUUACCCUGUCGACAUGGGGAUGGACGGGAUGAUGGAGCCGGAGAUGCUGCCUGAGGAGUACCAGCCCGCCUAUGACCGCCACCAGUACGCCGACCAGUACUGAGACCAGAACUGAGACCAAUUGCAGCAGAGAAGGCAUAAGGACGGGGAUGAACGGACACAUGAAUCAUAUAUACUUUAAUAGUGCUUUUGCUUCUGAUCCAACUGUUUAUUGGGUAAUCACUGACUAUGUAACAAUUAAUUAUGUCCCAUCUCUAUCUCAUAGUUUCUUGUGACGCUGAUAAUGUUGAUUAUGACUUUUAGAAUGCCUGUGGGUUUUUUAGAAGAUAUUUUAAGGGUGUGUGCGUGUAUGUGUGUGUGUGCUUUUGGGGUGAAUAAUCUAUGCCAAAGAGAUUUUUAUUUUGUGACGAUAAUCAUGUAGCUUCCAUUUUAUACGGAAAAGAGUAAUCGAUACGGCCGACACCACGGCGAUCAUGAUCUUUAGGACGCUCCUCGGUCCGAUCAGCACCGUCGGGAGAACCUGAGUCUGGGUGGUGUCGCCCGAAGGUGGAGCAGUCUAACGUUCACAUCUCACGCCUCAAUGGAGAACCAAUGAAGAGGGCAGAUUAAUAACUGCUGGGUGCCCCGUUUCUGGGUUAUAACGUGUUUAUUAUUCGUUGGUUAUUUUGGAUAAGGUCGACAAAGACUGUCUCUGUAACAACAGUUUCUAAUCGUUCCAAAUGUUUUUAAGAUGUUUCCUACACGGGUCAUAUCUUGGCCUCAAGCAACCUUUCAGAGAUGCAUCUUCUUUGUGAUAGAAUAAAUCUUUGCAUUAAUGGUCAACGUCGACACGGUUGUUCACCAUAUAUUAAUUUAGCCGGGCAAACUACUAGCGCUAGAAUAAACUACUGAAGAAAAGUGGUCUUUGUACUUACGAUUUUUUACUUAAAUUUUGUUUACAAAAAUAAAGAAUAUAUAUUAAACAAAUUCG
Gadus chalcogrammus (walleye pollock) is the source of this 3197-nucleotide messenger RNA. Its product is annotated as junction plakoglobin-like. The coding region runs from base 156 to 2330 and encodes 724 amino acids. Gene Ontology annotation, molecular function: protein phosphatase binding; alpha-catenin binding; transcription coactivator activity. Gene Ontology annotation, cellular component: catenin complex; adherens junction. The record is from RefSeq and is a predicted model, not a curated record. Lineage: Eukaryota; Metazoa; Chordata; Actinopteri; Gadiformes; Gadidae. The transcript is spliced from 16 exons. Gene Ontology annotation, biological process: cell adhesion; positive regulation of transcription by RNA polymerase II.